AUGGUCUUCUCCCUAACAAUUCUACCCCUCGUCCAUCCGGCCAUGGGCGGCCUCCCUUACGUCAAGCAGCUCCUCACCAGCUUCCUCCGGCCAGGCCGAUUCCUCUCGCUCAGUGACGCCUGCAGAUUUAACUUUAUCGAUUUACUAGACUGGAUGUGGGACUCCAGUUGCACUUCGAUCGACGCCAAGACACCAGAAUGGUCCCUACAAAACUAUAUAACUAUCUACGGACUGAUCCGUACUACUAAGUAUUAUCGCUACGAAUUCGGGAAGGCGCUGCAUUUCGCUGUUGAAGAAGGGGAUUUGGAACAGGUCGAGUGGUUAUUUACCCAUUUUUCGGGUUGUAUUGUGCCUGCAGAUGUGGUGGAAGUCGCUGCCAGUAAUGGAGAUCUCGACAUCUUGGAGUUCCUGCUGGAACAUGACGCCGGCUGA
Messenger RNA from Phytophthora sojae, 432 nucleotides. RefSeq lists its product as hypothetical. NCBI's taxonomy places the organism in Eukaryota, Oomycota, Peronosporomycetes, Peronosporales, Peronosporaceae. The coding region runs from base 1 to 432 and encodes 143 amino acids. The record is from RefSeq and is a predicted model, not a curated record. The transcript has a single exon.